AUGGCCAAUGAAGCAUCGAAUGGAGAUAACCACGUUACUAGAAAGCCUCCUCCAGAGCCCUCACCAUUGAGAAAAGCGAAAUUUUUCCAGGCGAACAUGAGAAUUUUGGUUACCGGUGGAGCUGGAUUCAUUGGCUCUCACCUAGUUGAUAAACUGAUGGAAAACGAGAAGAAUGAGGUGAUUGUUGUGGAUAACUACUUCACUGGCUCAAAGGACAACCUAAGCCAAUGGAUUGGUCAUCCGAGAUUUGAGCUUAUCCGUCAUGAUGUCACGGAGCCAUUGCUAAUUGAAGUUGAUCAGAUAUACCAUCUUGCUUGUCCUGCUUCCCCAAUUUUUUACAAAUACAAUCCCGUUAAGACAAUAAAAACAAAUGUAAUUGGGACCCUAAACAUGUUGGGACUUGCCAAGCGAGUUGGAGCGAGGAUUUUGCUGACGUCAACAUCAGAGGUUUAUGGUGACCCUCUUGUGCAUCCUCAGGAUGAGAGCUAUUGGGGCAAUGUGAAUCCUAUAGGAGUUAGAAGUUGCUAUGACGAGGGAAAAAGGGUUGCUGAAACUUUGAUGUUUGAUUAUCACAGGCAGCAUGGAAUUGAAAUACGGAUUGCAAGGAUCUUUAACACCUAUGGCCCCCGAAUGAAUAUCGAUGAUGGCAGGGUUGUUAGCAAUUUCAUAGCUCAAGCAAUACGUGAUGAACCUUUGACAGUUCAAUUGCCUGGAACACAAACAAGAAGCUUUUGCUAUGUCUCUGAUAUGGUUGAUGGUCUUAUUCGACUGAUGGAAGGAGAUAACACUGGGCCAAUCAACAUUGGGAAUCCAGGUGAAUUCACAAUGCUUGAGCUUGCUGAGACUGUCAAGGAGACUAUCAAUCCAGGUGUGAAAAUCGUAACUGUGGAGAAUACACCAGACGAUCCUCGCCAGAGAAAGCCUGAUAUAACAAAGGCAAAGGAGUUGCUUGGCUGGGAACCAACGGUCAAGUUACAUGAAGGGCUUCCCCUCAUGGAGGAGGAUUUCCGCAAGAGGCUUGGAAUAUCGAGGAAGAAUUAA
This is a messenger RNA of Fraxinus pennsylvanica, 1041 nucleotides long. NCBI's taxonomy places the organism in Eukaryota, Viridiplantae, Streptophyta, Magnoliopsida, Lamiales, Oleaceae. The record is from the annotation of a GenBank genome assembly.